This is a messenger RNA of Balaenoptera musculus (blue whale), 971 nucleotides long. It is a transcript of the gene TESC, whose product is annotated as tescalcin. The record is from RefSeq and is a predicted model, not a curated record. The coding region runs from base 143 to 721 and encodes 192 amino acids. Gene Ontology annotation, molecular function: calcium ion binding. The transcript has 8 exons. Lineage: Eukaryota; Metazoa; Chordata; Mammalia; Artiodactyla; Balaenopteridae.
ACCCCACGCGGAACCCGCGGCUCAGACCGGUUCCUGGCGUCCCGACCUGUGUCGGACCCGAGGCCGGACCUGCCGCUGCGCAGCCGACGCCAGCCCAGGGCCUGGGAGGAACGAGCGCACCCGGGCCCCUGCCGCGGGCACCAUGGGCGCUACCCACUCCGCGUCCGAGGAGGUGCGGGAGCUCGAGGGCAAGACGGGCUUCUCAUCUGACCAGAUCGAGCAGCUCCACCGGAGAUUUAAGCACCUGAGUGGAGACCAGCCCACCAUUCGCAAGGAGAACUUCAACAACAUCCCUGACCUGGAGCUCAACCCGAUCCGAUCCAAAAUCGUCCGUGCCUUCUUCGACAACAGGAACCUGCGCAAGGGGCCCAGCGGCCUGGCUGACGAGAUCAACUUCGAGGACUUUCUGACCAUCAUGUCCUACUUCCGGCCCAUCGACACCACCAUGGAUGAGGAGCAGGUGCAGCUGUGCCGGAAAGAGAAGCUAAGAUUUCUGUUCCACAUGUAUGACUCAGACAGCGACGGCCGCAUCACCCUGGAAGAGUAUCGAAAUGUGGUCGAGGAGCUGCUCUCCGGAAACCCCCACAUCGAGAAGGAGUCUGCGCGCUCCAUCGCCGACGGGGCCAUGAUGGAGGCGGCCAGCGUCUGCGUGGGGCGGAUGGUGAGAGCUGCCGGGAGCCUGAUCAGGUGUACGAGGGCAUCACUUUCGAUGACUUCCUGAAGAUCUGGCAGGGGAUAGACAUCGAGACGAAGAUGCACGUCCGCUUCCUUAACAUGGAAACCAUCGCCCUGUGCCACUGACUGCCCCUCCCCCACGGAGAGCCCGGGCAGCGAGGCCCCCGGGGGCCCUUUUGCUGCAGCUCUUGUAAACAGUCAACAUCCCUCGCUCACCUCUUUUUCCCGCAGGGUAUGGUACACGGGGCUUUGCUGUUUUUAUCUCCAAUAAAAAAGAAAAAGGGUUUGUUAAUGAA